Daucus carota subsp. sativus is the source of this 2871-nucleotide messenger RNA. RefSeq names its product BTB/POZ domain-containing protein At2g30600. The coding region runs from base 307 to 2724 and encodes 805 amino acids. NCBI's taxonomy places the organism in Eukaryota, Viridiplantae, Streptophyta, Magnoliopsida, Apiales, Apiaceae. Gene Ontology annotation, molecular function: protein binding. The record is from RefSeq and is a predicted model, not a curated record. The transcript is spliced from 13 exons.
UCAAAUUCGAGGCUGACUAGACUCUAUGUCAUCUGUACUUAUGAUUCUCCAGAUCUCAAUCUUCAAAUCUUUCUUUUAUUAGACGUUUGUUAGUAUGUCAUUUUUAAGGUUCUUUCAACAGCUACCCACCUCUUCAAUCUCUCCUGUUUUUUUCUUUCUAGUUGGAACUGUACCACGUUUUCUUCAAGAACUCUAAUGGGGGCCUGAGCCCAGGUAGGGUUAGCAAUAUGUAAAGAUAUGGUUACAUCAUUCGAUAAUAAGAAUAAGGGCUAAGUGAGUCGAGUAAAGUCUUGAUAUAAGGUAAAGAUGAUGAAGCAGCAAAAAGCGUUUCUAACGGUUGCUCCCUUUGAAUGUGCCUGGCGCGAUGAUUUGAGGUUCAGGGAAGCUGGGAGGGGAUGCGUGUCAUUUGAAGCUUUUGCUCUCAAUGAUGUCACAAUUGUUUUUCGUGAGCAUGUUGGCAGCCAGCAAUACCAUUACAAAAGGGACAACAGUCCUCACUAUACCGUGAUUAUUGGUAGCCAUAAGAACCGUAGACUGAAAAUUGAAGCAGAUGGAAAAACAGUUGUUGAUGAAGCAGGGGGCGGACUAUGUUGCUCUACUGCAUUUCAGAGUUACUGGAUAAGUUUCUACGAUGGGUUGAUCAGCAUUGGCACGGGAAGGUACCCUUUUCAGAAUCUUGCUUUCCAGUGGCUUGACACAAACCCUAGUUGUACUGUACAGUAUGUUGGGCUUAGUAGCUGGGAUAAACAUGUUGGAUAUCGAAACGUUAAUGUAAUGCCACUAACACAGAACCACAUAUCCUUGUGGAAGCAUGUAAACUGUGGUAAAUAUGAAGGAGAGUAUGAAAGUGAAGGUGAAGACGGAACAGAAGAUGAAAGGCGGUGUCAUGAAACUUGGGGCCUGGAAAAUUUUCUUGAGAGUUGGGAGCUAUCUGAUAUAUUCUUCCUUGUUGGCAAGGAGAAAAGAGCAAUCCCAGCUCAUAAGGUUAUAUUAGCAGCAUCUGGUAAUUUUGGUUUAAGUAUGUCUGCCAAAGACAUUAUUGAGCUUGAGGAUGUAACCUAUUCGGUGCUGCAUUCCUUUCUUCAGUUCAUUUACACAGGCCGAACAUGGGUUCCAGUGUCACAACUGAGCACUUUGAGGACCCUAAGUUUGCAUUUUGAAGUGAAUUCACUGGCAAAGAAGUGUGAUGAAUUCAUUGAGCGUUUCAAGAUCAAUAAAAGGUUGUUCGACUCAGCUAACAGCGUAGAAAUAUUAUAUCCAAGCUCUCGUCCCCACUGUGGGGUGUCCUUCCCUUCUGGAGUACCUUUAGAUCUUAAUAAGCUUAAAAGUUACUAUAUCAGUGGUGAGUACAGCGAUGUGGAAAUUCAUAUUGAAGGGCAUGAUCUCUUUUUCCGGUCACAUAAAGUGCUACUCAGUUUAUGGAGUGUCCCGUUUACAAAGAUGUUUACCAAUGGAAUGAGUGAAAGCAUGUCAACAGAGGUUUGCUUGAAAGAUGUUUCACUUGAAGCUUUCAAGAUAAUGCUUGAAUAUAUGUACAGUGGGGAAUUCAAUAAGGAAAACAUCAUGGAUAUAGGUAUCUUGCUACUCCAACUACUUCUAUUGGCUGAUCAGUUUGGAGUUUCUGCCCUGCAUCAGGAGUGCUGCAAAACUCUGUUGGAAUGCUUAUCGGAGGAUUUGGUCUGCCCAAUCCUUCAGGUGAUUUCAUCCAUAUCAUCAUGCAAACUUAUUGAAGAAACAUGCGAGAGGAAAUUUGCAAUGAACUUUGACUACUGUACAACUUCAAGCGCUGAAUUUGUCUCGCUAGACGAGCAGAAUUUUACCAAUAUUCUUCAGCAUAUAGAUUUGACAGUUAUAUCAGAAGAACGAGUCCUCAAUGCAAUUCUAAUGUGGUGUUUGAGGGCAGAGGACUUGCAUGGCUGGGAGUUAGUAGAGGAAAAGAUAUUGAAUUCUUCACCUGAACUUCUUUUUGGGGACAGACUUCAGUCUUUGAAUAAGUUCUUACCGCUGGUGCGCUUCUCAUUACUUCCACAUGCCUUGCUUAAAAAGCUCGAGUGGAGUAUGCUUAGCAAACAGAUUAGUGCAUUAGAUUAUCAAGUGAAAGAGGCCAUCAACUUCUUAGAACUUGGGAUGGUCAGCCCAGGACAAGAUCAGAAGUUUCAACAUAGAAGAUCUAGUUUUAGAGAGUUCCAGUACAUAUGUGAUGGGGAUAGCAACGGAGUUCUGUACUUUGCUGGUACAUCUUACGGGGCACAUCAGUGGCUGAAUCCUGUUCUAGCCAAGAGAAUUACAGUUACUGCUAGCACUCCUGUUUCAAGAUACACUGAUCCAAAGGUUUUGGUAUCAAGGACAUACCAGGGAACAUCUUUUGCUGGGCCUUUGAUUGAGGAUGGAAAAGUCAGUUCUUGGUGGAUGGUUGACAUUGGAAAUGACCAUCAGCUCAUUUGCAACCAUUACACUUUAAGACAGGAUGGGUCGAGGGCCUUUAUAAGGAGCUGGAAUUUUCAGGGAUCUGUUGAUGGGAAGAACUGGACAAACUUGAGAGUGCACGAGAAUGACCAAACUAUCUGCAAGCCUGGUCAAUUUGCUUCGUGGCCUGUUACUGGUUCCAAUUCCCUCCUUCCAUUUAGAUUUUUCAGAGUUUGUUUAACAGCACCCACAAGUGAUGAUACCAACCAGUGGUCACUUUGCACUUGCUUCCUGGAACUCUAUGGCUAUUUUCGUUGAUUAUAAGUGUAUUAAUUUUGGAUUAGUUGCUUUUAGUUACCUCAGAGUUCGUCAUGUUUGUCGUAGUUAAUUUUGAUGUUACAUCAUUUGGGUUACUAAUAUGAAAGACCACAUUACAGAAAGAAACAGAAUCAAGCUUUUGUUGGC